This is a messenger RNA of Salvelinus fontinalis (brook trout), 2865 nucleotides long. RefSeq names its product solute carrier family 5 member 1 (gene slc5a1). The coding region runs from base 104 to 2077 and encodes 657 amino acids. The transcript is spliced from 14 exons. Gene Ontology annotation, cellular component: plasma membrane. Lineage: Eukaryota; Metazoa; Chordata; Actinopteri; Salmoniformes; Salmonidae. Gene Ontology annotation, biological process: transmembrane transport; sodium ion transport. The record is from RefSeq and is a predicted model, not a curated record. Gene Ontology annotation, molecular function: D-glucose:sodium symporter activity.
AGUAGUAUUGCAGGUGACAGAGGAGUCAGUAGCACAGCACUAAAGGAGAGAGGCUUCUACAAUACACCUGUCCUCUGGUCACCUCUGCAGCAGAACAGACAAAAUGACACAGGAUUAUUUUGGGUUGUCCUUAGUUAGAAGUGUGCCUAACAAUGGCACCACGGCUCUCGACAACCCGGCGGAUAUCUCCGUCAUUGUGAUCUACUUUUUGGUUGUCCUGGCAGUCGGAGUAUGGGCUAUGGUGAGCACAAACCGAGCCACCGUAGGUGGAUUCUUCCUCGCAGGAAGAAGCAUGGUGUGGUGGCCAAUUGGGGCAUCCCUCUUUGCGAGCAACAUUGGCAGUGGGCAUUUUGUUGGCAUCGCAGGGACUGCGGCUGCAGGUGGACUUGCCAUUGGCGGAUUCGAAUGGAAUGCCCUUGUGGUGGUGAUCAUUCUUGGAUGGCUCUUUGUUCCCAUUUACAUCAAAGCUGGGGUGGUGACCAUGCCAGAGUACUUGAGGAAGCGGUUCGGAGGCCAGCGCAUCCGCAUCUAUCUCUCAGUGCUCUCACUCUUCCUCUAUGUCUUCACUAAGAUCUCAGCAGAUAUGUUUUCUGGAGCCAUCUUUAUUAACCAGGCUCUGGGGCUUAACAUCUACCUUGCUGUGGUUCUCCUGCUAAGUAUCACUGCUCUAUACACCGUCACAGGUGGACUGGCUGCAGUGAUCUACACAGACACAUUGCAGACCAUCAUCAUGGUCGUGGGAUCUUUCAUCCUCAUGGGUUAUGCCUUCAAUGAGGUGGGAGGUUAUGAGAACUUCCAGACGCGCUACAUGGAGGCCAUACCCACUCUGACUGGGGUCAACAUCAGUGAGAGCUGCUACACCCCUCGGCCUGACUCCUUCCACAUCUUCAGGGACGCGGUGACAGGGGACCUGCCCUGGCCAGGCCUGGUGUUUGGCCUCACUGUCCAGGCCACCUGGUACUGGUGCACUGAUCAGGUGAUUGUCCAGCGCUGUCUAUCUGCCAAGAAUCUUUCCCAUGUCAAGGCUGGCUGUAUCCUGUGUGGCUACCUGAAGCUGCUGCCCAUGUUCCUCAUGGUCUUCCCUGGCAUGAUCAGCCGAAUCCUCUACCCAGACGAGGUGGCGUGCGUGGAACCAGAGGAGUGUCUGAGGUACUGUGGGGCCAGUGUUGGCUGCACCAAUAUUGCUUAUCCCAAACUGGUGGUGGACCUCAUGCCAAAUGGUCUGCGAGGCCUGAUGCUGUCGGUGAUGAUGGCGUCUCUGAUGAGCUCCCUGACCUCCAUCUUCAACAGUGCCAGCACCCUGUUCACGAUGGACAUUUACACCAAGAUACGCAGGUCCGCCUCCGAGAAGGAACUCAUGAUCGCUGGGAGGGUGUUUAUCCUGGUUCUGAUCGGGGUGAGUAUAGCGUGGAUCCCUGUGGUCCAGUCUGCUCAGAGCGGCCAGCUCUUUGACUACAUCCAGUCCAUCACCAGCUACCUGACCCCGCCCAUCGCCGCCACCUUCAUGCUCGCCAUCUUCUGUAAGCGCAUCAAUGAGCCGGGUGUGUUCUAUGGCCUUACGAUAGGCCUGGCUAUUGGCUUAACCAGGAUGAUCAGUGAGUUUGCCUAUGGGACAGGAAGCUGUGUGACCCCCACUAACUGUCCAGUGAUCAUCUGUGGGGUCCACUACCUCUACUUCUCCAUUAUUCUGUUCUGUAUCUCCUGCCUGCUGAUAGUCAGCAUCUCCCUCAUGACCAAACCCAUCGACGACAAACAUUUGCACCGCUUGUGCUGGCAGCUGAGGAACAGCACAGAGGAGAGGGUGGAUCUGGAACUAGACAAUUGGAAAGAAAAUCAAGAACCUACCUUUGUGGAUAUUGAAGAGCCCACAGAGGAGCCAGGCUGUUGUAAGAAGGCAGUGUUGAGCUUCUGUGGCUUGGAGAAAUCGAAUGCUCCUAAGCUGAGUGCUGAGGAGCAGGCUGAGCUGCAGAGGAAACUCACAGAUACCUCAGAGAAACCCCUGUGGAGGAACGUGGUCAAUGCCAACGCCAUCAUCCUCCUGUGCGUCUGUGUUUUCUUGCACGGCUUCUACGGUUAAACAUCUCCUCAUACUGGACCUCCACUGCCCUGGACUGUCUAACCAUAAACUUGAGUAGCCUCCUCUUUCAACCCUGAAAUCGCCCCAGACUCACACGCCCACAAUGCACUGUAAAUUGCCACCUCUCUUACACUCCCUCCCUCUAUCCAUCAUCUGUACAGGUUGCUCUUAACCUCUUAACUUUGUAAUCUCCACACCCCCGCCACGUGGCUAAUGCUACGAACGCCUUACCUAGCUCCAUACCUGAACGACUGGCCUAGCUCCAUACCUGAACGACUGGCCUAGCUCCAUACCUGAACGACUGGCCUAGCUCCAUACCUGAACGACUGGCCUAGCUCCAUACCUGAACGACUGGCCUAGCUCCAUACCUGAACGACUGGCCUAGCUCCAUACCUGAACGACUGGCCUAGCUCCAUACCUGAACGACUGGCCUAGCUCCAUACCUGAACGUUCACUUUGAACUUUCUGUCCUUCUUGAAGUUACUUUAGUUUGUUAUAUUACAAACACCAGGUGGGGCUGCAGUAGGAAUAAACUUGCAUAAUUUAAGAUUUGAGGAGUAUCAUUACCAAGAUAACACUGUACAGCCAGUGGAUUUUAAGGCAUUGACACAUCAAAUGUUGUUGGCAAUAAGAGGAAAAAAGCCAAUACAACACAUAUACCUAUUGAACACGUAUGACAUGUAUCUGGUAGCUUUCUUUUACUUAAUUAAUAAAGUAUUCUACCUUAGUUCGAAAAAGGUUGAGAACUACCCUAUUUUUCAGAGAUAAGGGAUGGACUCACAAACUCA